Molecule: messenger RNA, 1151 nt
Organism: Phragmites australis (common reed)
Lineage: Eukaryota; Viridiplantae; Streptophyta; Magnoliopsida; Poales; Poaceae
Product: cell number regulator 8
Exons: 3
Coding region: 194-889 (231 amino acids)
Source: RefSeq, a predicted model, not a curated record
ACACGCCUCCCCCCUCGUUCUCUCGCCGCUCUCUUAACAGCGAAGGAAGAAGACGCCAUCGUCUGCAGUCUCCACGCGCUUCCUCCGCCUUAUUUUAGGCUACCCGCUUCCCCAUUUCUCCACGCCGAGUCUCCUCCCCCCUCCCUCGCCUCACCCCGUGUUUGGUAGCUCACAUCUCCUUCCGCCUCUCGCCAUGGGCGCCGCCGCCGACAACCACGAGGAGUCCAGCCCCCUCCUCCCCACGGCCGGCAUCGCCGCAGGCGAUUGCGAGAAGCUCCCCACGGCUCCGGCUCCCGAGGCUGCGAAGGGCUGCGCUGACGGGUUCCCGGUCGUGAUGGGCGAGCCGGUUGCAUCCUACGCGGGCGGCGUCCCGCGGGAGAGCUGGGACUCGGGGAUCCUGUCCUGCCUCGGCCGCAACGACGAGUUCUGCAGCAGCGACCUCGAAGUGUGUCUUAUUGGAAGCAUAGCACCAUGUGUGCUGUAUGGUAGUAAUGUUGAGAGGCUUGCAGCAGGACAAGGCACUUUUGCAAACAGCUGCUUGCCUUACACUGGCCUUUAUAUGCUUGGGAACUCUCUCUUUGGGUGGAACUGCCUAGCCCCAUGGUUCUCUCAUCCCACUCGUACAGCUAUUCGUCGACGUUACAAUCUUGAGGGUAGCUUUGAGGCAUUCACCAGGCAAUGUGGGUGCUGCCGUGGUCUCGUCGAGGAUGAGGAGAGGCGCGAGCACCUAGAGGUUGCCUGCGACCUUGCGACUCAUUAUGUCUGUCACCCUUGCGCCCUCUGCCAGGAGGGGCGAGAGCUGCGCCGCAGGGUCCCUCACCCCGGCUUCAACAACUCCGUCCUCGUCAUGAUGCCACCCAUGGAGCAGACCAUGGGACGUGGCAUGUGAACCGUUCCAGCUCCUGCCCUGCCCUAGCCCCUAGCUGGAUCUGUGCUAUAUCUCGGUGUGCUGCUGUUGUCCUUUGCUAUCUUGUCAGUACGUCCGUAAAUACGAGUUUGCGAAUGAGAUCAUGUUGGGACAGUGGGGUCUUACGUGCUUUUUCCCGACUGCUGUGUGGAUUCUUAAUUACAGUGUAUCACCUGUGUGUGUUUGUUGUUCGCAAUCCACCAUCGGAUCUCAAUGUGAACUUGUGAAGUUUAUUUUCAUUGUA